AUGUCUGACGCCGGCAGCAAGUCUGACAUCAGCGAUUACAAAAACCCAACACCCCCGCCUGCUGGACCGACCGAUCCUGUCAACCCAUACGAUCCCAGCUUAUGGCCGCCGCUUCCACCAUCUCCCGACAUCCAGCCUGGUACCGACGACCCCUUCGCCGCAUCGGGCGAUCCUCCCCCUCCCAGCACGAACAAAGGCAAGGCCCCCAUCCGCCCACGAGAGGGUGCCCGCGAGCCUUCCCCGAUAAACAAUGUGACUGUACCUGCGAAAGCGCCGGCCCCUGGAAACGGCAACACUAUCCGCGUACCGUCGCUCCGCAUACCUCCUCGCAGUGGCGAGUCGAGCGGCAGUGGGACUGGCGGCACUGGGUCUAACAGACCUCACCCCAUUCUCCAGGCUGGUGGCACCGAGCCCAGCAGCCCAAGGCUCACUGUUGAGACUGGCGGAAAUGGGGCCAACAGCCCACGGCCUAGCGCCCAGGCUGGCAGCACGGGACCCAGCGGUCCUCCGCCCAUCAGUUCUCGGCCCAAUGCUAAUCCUGCGCCGGGCACAGCGCAGCGUCACAACCCCGUCAGUAACCCUCAGCCCAUCUCCCAAUCGAGCGACAGUGAAGGGAACCAAUCUAGCAAUCAAGUAAGUCCAAUCCCUGGUUUCUCCAGUAACGAUCUCCAGAAGAGGGCUGACGACAAGCACAAGCGGCCGUUAGCCUUUCGCAGGUCGUUCCGCGUGUUCCCUUACAAUGACGAGAACGCAAUGUAUCCUCCGUUGGGGGGUGUUAUGAAGGCAUUGGGCGAAGGACGAGCGGCCAACGAGCUUUGGUUUCGUGAGCCAUUCAUGACUAGGCGGUCUAUCGAGAUGGUCUUGGACCUGAGGUGUUACCCAAAGGAGCUUGCCAUGGAGCCGCUGCUGAACCGUCCGUGGCAGUAUUGGCGACAGCUUCUGAUCGACGUGCUCCAAUUUCUCGAUUACGAGGGCGCUGCUAGACAGAUCGAGGCGCUCCGCGGCUACAUUGCCGAGGCGAUAUUCACCUACCGCAUGAGCCCCGACAGCGCUCUCAUGGCAGCCUGCCUCCUCAACAGCCCCUCGCUUGUCACCAGCAUCAUCCGGCAGUUUCCCGACUUCCUCUGGGCCCCGGUCGAGGGCAAAGAUGGGCCGGGCUGGGCUCACCGUUCACUGUUCGUCGUGUCCGGCGCACCAAAGGAGUUUGCUGAGGCGCUGCCGUUCCAGUAUUAUCAAGCUCUGAACUAUGCGAACCGCUUCGCUCACCCUGUGGGGUGCCCGGCAAAGUUCUGUGACGAGUUCUGGGAAGCGCUCCUUAGGUUUUGGCCGGAUACCGAACCGGUCCCGACCACACCCACGGCUGCAGUUUCAGUAUCCCGGACAAGGGGGAUGGUGCGCAUGUCCGCCAACGACCCAACGACGAAGCACCACCGGUAUCCGGAGACGAUCGCCGGACGACCCGUCCGCGAAGGGCCUAAGGAUCUGCUAGGUCCCCUGGCCUACCUCAACACCCCUGACGGGUGGGUCGUGAAGUCGAGCGAUGUGGAGUUCAGGGAGAGGGUCCCACAGCACGUCAUGGACAGGCCCACGCGGCAGGCGCCUACAUCCUCAGACGGGGGAGUACAGCCGGUACCGAAGCAGACGCAGAUUCGAGAGAAGGACAACGUCAAUCAGCAGCCGACCGACGAAGGACCUGGUAUCGAUAUGCGUUCCGAAGGGGAGGAAGAGGUGGACGAGCUGGACGAGUCGUCAGCGGAAGCUGAAAAGGGAGAGUCUGAGGAAGGAGAAGACGACGGUAACUCCGACAAUGACGAGGAUGGUGACUACGAGGAUGAGAAGAGUGGCGGCAAGCGGAAGAGAGCCGCCAAGGCACCCACUGUCAGGCGAUCGGGCCGCAUCCAAAGCAAGUCUCGAAAUGCCUCGACAGCACCUUCUGAAGCUACACCGGCGCCCCCGACGCGAGGGGGCAAGGCUUCGGCCAAGGCGUCGACGUCGAAGGCUGCUGCAGGUCGAAAGCGGAAGGUAGUCGAGUCGGAGCAGCCCGAAGAGAGGUCCGCUUCUCCGCCAAAGCUGCAGAAGAAGAACCCUCCGAAGACGCGGGCCGCACCGAAGAAGGGGAAGAAGUGA
This is a messenger RNA of Trichosporon asahii var. asahii CBS 2479, 2127 nucleotides long. RefSeq lists its product as uncharacterized. The transcript has 2 exons. The coding region runs from base 1 to 2127 and encodes 708 amino acids. Lineage: Eukaryota; Fungi; Basidiomycota; Tremellomycetes; Trichosporonales; Trichosporonaceae. The record is from RefSeq and is a predicted model, not a curated record.